ACAAACAUUCUCUCUCUCUCUCUCUCUCUCUCUCUCUCUCUCUCUCUUGAAUAUCAGUGUUUUGUGGUUUCUGAGGAUAAGGAAGAAAUCUGGGAGGCGGGAGCAUUGUUUUUCCAUUCACUGUAAGCAUUGUUUUUCUCGUUAGAAAUGGAAUCUUUUUCUUGAUUUCAUAUCCGAUCUGCUUCAAUUCAUGCUUUUAGAUUCUUCUAAAUCUAUGUACAUGUGUUUGGAGUGAACUAACUCAUCGACCCAGAAUUUCUCUGCAUUUUCUUGAUGAGAUCACAUGUUUCCCUUCUCCUUGUGUAAAUCUGGGCAAGUCAAGAUAAACCAUGGAGCAGGCAGUAAAAAUUUCUUAAUCCCGCCAAUCAGCUGUUUAUUGGAAAAAAUAUCUGGUUUACUUUUGUUAAUCUUUAGUAAUUCUUUGCAUCAAAGAUCAUAUUUUUAAUUUUAUUCACUCAUGGAUUUGAAUUGAAUCUGAUCUGGAAACAGGUGGGGAGAAGAAGUUGCAGAGUGAAGAACAGCAUGCGGUGGUACAGUCUUUCAGUUGAUGUGUUUAGGAAAGUCAUCUUCUUGAAUUUGUACUGCCGCGUAAUUCUGUAACAAUUUCACCCCCACCUUCACAUCCAUAGCUUGAUUUUCUUACCUUAUAACUCUUUUUUUUUUACCCUUGACAAAAUAUCAUCUUGUUAGCCUUCAUUCGUUCAUUCAUUCAAUGGGUUCGACUCGUUUCAUUGUCAUUCCCUGCUACGUCCGCCGGAUCAGCUGAAUUUUUAUCAUCUUCUGUGUCAGUGUGUCGUUAUUAAUCCUUUCAAAUCAAUAUCUGGUUUAGUAUUUUGGGAUCUUUUGAUUUUGUGUGUGGGGAAGGGGGAAGGGGUUUGGGGAAGAAGAAGUUAUGGUGUGCCAAGCAGCGAGCCAGACGAGAUUCAGGGCUUUGAAACAUGAAAAUGGAGUUGCAGGGAGUUCCACCAUUAUAGUUAGAGUCAUAGCUUGCUUUCAACCACUCCAAGAUUGCCAGGCUGAAUAUUUUCGUCACCUGCUGAAACCUGUCACGUAGAUUAGUUGAUUUUCUUGCCCCUUUCUUUCUCAAGUUAAGCUGAAGAUCUCUCAUUUUUUAGCAUUUCUUCUUCUUCUUCUUCUUCUUUGUUAUUUCUCAAAAACAACACAAGCUAUAUUCAGCAAGUUCUAGUACUGGUGGUGGGAUUUCUUGAAUUGAAUGGAAAAGGAUUUUGAUCCUCAGUUCCCUCGACGCUGGGACCCACAUAUCCAGAAUUUUCCUGCCAUGGCAUACCGUCCUAAUAACUUGCUUCUCAACAGUUUGCCUUCUUCUUUCCAUCCAUCACUGGGACCUACAACUGAAGAGGAAGGUCCCGUUUGGGCGAAUCUGAAUCCUGAAACUGCCCAUGGAGAUGCCCGAAGGAAAUUUCUUGUUUUUGAUCAAUCGGGCAACCAAACGAGGCUAGUCUACAGUUCUUCUGCAAAUGCAAGCUGGCUUCUGAAACCCUCAACAGCACCCAGUGAUCCAACCCCUUUUCUUGGCGACGAAUGCGUCCAAGAGAACAAUGAGGGAAUGGAAAUGCAUCAAGAAGACUCUGAAGAGCUAGACGCUCUUCUCUACUCUGACGAUUCUGAUUCUGAUUCUGAUUCUGAUUCCUCUGGUGAUGAAGUCAUAAGCUCGGGACAUUCUCCGAGUAACCAUGGCAAUAAGCCGGGAGAGGAGGGGCCCACCAAAAGGCAAAAACUUCUCGAGGGUCGUUAUGCCCCGUUUGGGCGCUCCGAAUUAGAGGAUGACGCGGAAUCAAGCUGUGGGACUACCAACAACUGCAGGAAAAGAUCAAAAAAGGAGAAAAUACGCAAAACGUUGUGCGUUUUGCAGAAUAUUGUCCCAGGAGGAAAGGGAAAAGGCGCAAUGGGAGUUAUUGAUGAAACAAUCCGAUACCUGAAAAGCCUCAAGGUUGAAGCUGAGUCCUUGAGGCUUGAUGCUCUAUAAUAUCUGUUCCUUAUCCCAGAAAACCCCAAGGAUGGAGUUCAUCUUUAUCUUUUUCUUUCUUUCUAAUAACAAUAACAAUUUCUUGGUGCAUCCAAAAGUGGCAAUAAUAAGAACGACAAUCACAGUAGGUACUUAACGGGGUUACGCUACAACCAAAUUGCGAAUGACACUGAGAUUGACACCGUCGGUGUCAAUCUGAGUGUGUAUCACAGAUAACAAGUGCCUCAUGAACAUUCUUGGUUGCACAUGGUUGUCUAUGGUGUUAUAAUUCUUCUUGUUUGUGGGUUUAACUGUUUAUCCACCAUGCCAUUGGGAGCUAAGAAAUGUACAGUGGAUCUUUCAUGG
Molecule: messenger RNA, 2332 nt
Organism: Cuscuta campestris
Lineage: Eukaryota; Viridiplantae; Streptophyta; Magnoliopsida; Solanales; Convolvulaceae
Source: the annotation of a GenBank genome assembly